CUAACUUCACAGUGUGCUAUUUAUUGGUGAGAAACACUAGUGGAAGUACUUGAUCACUGAACUGGAUAGUCCACAUAUUCUUUGGAAGUGCUUUCAAGAUACUUUUUUUCUGUGGGAGGAACAUUGCAUCAUUGAUUUAUGCUGGAUAUUCUUUCUUGUGGAUUCUUGAGUGGAAAGACGAGCUAUGGAUCUGCUACAUCCCUUCAGCAAUAAUUUAAAAUUGGUUGGUCUUCUAUUACUACUGAUUUUACAUGGGAGCUUGAGUGACAAAAAUGUAAAAAAUUCUUUAAUUAUCGUAGAUACUGUUGAAGUUGAUGACAAUACAGAUGCUGUAGUGGAGGAUGAAGAUGAGCAAGACCUUCAGGAUCAGGAAGUAUUCAAUCCAACUCAUGAGUGGCAAGUUGUGAAACCGGGUCAAGCUGUUCCUGCAGGCUUGCACAUGCGUCUAAACUUACAGACAGGAAAGAACGAAGCCAAACUUCUAGAUGAGAAAUAUGACACAGGCAUCACUAGAAAGGUAUCAAAGUCUUCUACUGAUUCAGGCAUCUAUACCAAAGAAGAGCUUAAAGAAGCAUUGGCUAAGUUCAAGGAGGAACAAAAACCCAAGAAUUUAGAGACUGUUGAAGAUUUAAAACAACGGUUUCGCCCUAUAGAUAUCCUGAAAAAGGAAUUUUCGGAAAUGAAUAUUAAUAUUGAGACAGAUUUUGAUAUUAUGACUAGAAUAAUAAAUAGAUUUAACCAUUCUAUGUCUACUUUAGCUGAAAAAUUAGAUGCUCUCUAUGAACUUGAAUAUUAUGUUCAUCAGGUGGACAAUGCACAAGACCUUCACAAGCUUGGAGGUCUUCAACUUCUUAUCAAUAGUCUAAACAGCACAGAACCUUCCUUGAUAGAACAUUCUGCAUUUGUUGUUGGUUCAGCUCUAGCUAGUAACCCCAAUGUCCAGAUUCAAGCAUUUGAAGGUGGAGCACUUCAGAAACUUUUAGUGAUUUUGGCAACUGAACAAUCCGUUUCGGUGAAAAAAAAGGCACUCUAUGCCUUAUCUUCAUUGCUGCGCCAAUUUCCUUAUGCGCAGCACCAAUUCCUCAAGUUGGGUGGUCUUCAAGUACUGAAAAACUUAUUUAGGGAAAAAAAUGGAGAACCUCUGUUUGUUCGAAUAAUUACUUUGUUAUACGAUUUAAUAAUGGAAACCUUGCUGCUCUACGAAGAAAGCAAUAUUGACCAUAUUGAAGAAAAAAUGCAGCAGUAUAGUCAAAUUAGUCUAAUGGGUACCAUGACUGAACAAGGCUGGUGUCCAGUAAUUAUUAAUCUUAUUAAUUUGCCAGAAAACGACGCUCGAGAAAAAGUCUUAAAAUUGGUAUCCGUGCUUACAACUGUUUGCAAGGAUGAGUUCAGAGCAAAUCAUAACUUGAACAGCAUUUUGCAUUCUUUUCAAAAAGAAUAUGAAGAGUUUGUCUCAGAAGAACAAAAGUCUGGAGAAACCGAUGGUUAUUUUAGUGAACUGUUGAGCUUGGUUCAUGAAGUUAUUGACAAACUAAAACCUUAAAAAUCAUGUUUGAUUAGACCAUUUGUUUAACCAAGUCUUAUUUUCAUAGAUAAAAUGUUCUACAGCCAAAGGUUGCCUUUCCUUGCUCUACAGUAUAGCUAUUUGUUGUAUCUGUACCAAUGAAUUGUUACAUUUGUAAUAAAAUGGAAUGCAAGUAUA
Pelobates fuscus (common spadefoot toad) is the source of this 1702-nucleotide messenger RNA. RefSeq names its product SIL1 nucleotide exchange factor (gene SIL1). The record is from RefSeq and is a predicted model, not a curated record. The transcript has a single exon. Bases 185 to 1543 code for a protein of 452 amino acids. NCBI's taxonomy places the organism in Eukaryota, Metazoa, Chordata, Amphibia, Anura, Pelobatidae.